Molecule: messenger RNA, 14303 nt
Organism: Athalia rosae (coleseed sawfly)
Lineage: Eukaryota; Metazoa; Arthropoda; Insecta; Hymenoptera; Athaliidae
Gene: sif
Product: protein still life, isoform SIF type 1
Exons: 30
Coding region: 1835-8047 (2070 amino acids)
Biological process (GO): activation of GTPase activity; positive regulation of axonogenesis; small GTPase-mediated signal transduction
Cellular component (GO): synapse; membrane
Molecular function (GO): protein binding; guanyl-nucleotide exchange factor activity
Source: RefSeq, a predicted model, not a curated record
CAACGCAAAGUCCUCGAGUCGUGUGGGAAGUAAAAUUUUCGUACCGAGUUUUUUAAAUAAGAUUUCUUACCGACGAUAAGAGCAAGAUUAACAAAAUUGCAAAAGGAGGCGUCGCGAGCUUCACCGAGGUCCCUCGGUCGUGAUCCGUUUGGUGAGAUAAUUUUCAGAUUGUAGAAAUAGAAAUGGUUAAUGUCCGGGGGCCAAAAAUAAAUCGAUGCCGGAGUGGGUAACUCGUCGCCCACUGCCAUCAUCAUCAUCAGCAGCAGCAGCAGCAGCAGCAGCAACUCCGGCUUACAUAGCUGCACCGCGUUGUCAGAGAGUCGAUCGAAAACUAAUGAAUCUGCAUUUCCAAUACCGGCAGUAAAAACUUGAAAUUUCAGUGUGAUAUGUCCGGUACCGAAAACGGUCAACAGUAAUAAUAUCGAUGGUAUUAAUUAAAUAAAUGAAAACUAUUUAAAAAAAAAAAAAAAAAAAACCCAAUGACUCAAAAGCGUUUCGAGAGAUAAGAUUAACAUAAUGUAAAACGACGAUUAUUAUAUAUUCAAAUUAUUCUCCAGAACAUGCGGAGAGGAUGCGGAAUAUUAACGAGGUCAUCGAACUUUGAUAUCACCAAACAAUAAUUAUAUAUCUCAACGUCGUGUUCGAGCGAACGAGAGCGAACAUCCCCUAGUCAGGGUGAUAAAAAACGAGCCGAUUUUCCAGUAGUUCGCGGUGCAGGUGGUCGAGCGAAAAAUAGAAACGUACGUCCGUACGUGCGAUUCGGUCAUCGUCGAGUGCCGAUAUAGCGAAGUGGGGAAAGGGGUUGUUUUCAGUUUCUGGUUAAGAUAUGCGGGGGUUGUUUUACCGAAGCGAUGUCGCAACGUCGAUUUUCAGGGGCAACGCGGAUAGAACCGACAAUGAUAAAGUUCAGGGUUUGCCGGUUGGCCGGGGGUGUAUCAUCCGCAGGGUGAAAACGUAGGCGUUGUUGCAGGUUUCGGGGUGGUAUAAGGAAAAAGCCGUUCGUUCGGUUCUUCGGUUGUAGUGAAGUGGAGUGAAUAGUGCGCAGAGGGUGAGAGAGAGAGAGAGAGAGAGGAGAGAGGGUGAAGUACUAGUAGGUAGAGAAGCACAUCCAUUCGUACGUUCCAUAAGUUUGCUAUAGUGGUGGUGGUAUUGGUGGUGGUGGUGGUUGUUCGGUAUAAAGAGCGCAAGCUCGGAAUCGACCGACGAUCGCCAUGGCAACGCCUGGAAUAUAGGAAGACCACCCCAUCUGCCCGACGCGACCAUGCCAGGGAGAAGGUGAUAAACAACGCAACAACAACAGCAAUGAUGUGACAAUAAAUUAUUGAGAAACCAAAAGAGAGAGAGAGAGAGAGAGAGGGAAAAAAAAUAAACCCCGAGAAAACUCGUACGCAAUACAAAUUCUUCUAAAUUUUGCCCCGGGUGGGAUAUUUCUUGGAUCCUCGCUUGAAAAAAGAAGAAGAAGAAGAAGGGGGAAGAGAAAAAAAAAAAAACGAGAAAGAGAAAAAAGAGAAAAAAUUGUGCUUCCUUAAUAGUUAACCGAAAAGAGGUGAUAAAAUUGGUGCCAAAUUGAAAAUCCGAGUGUCAAAUAACGAGGGAGUUAGGGGACGGUGAAGGAAGAAGAGGAGAGACGUCGGCGGCGGAGUCGGAGGAGGAAACGAAGGAUAAAUAAAAGCGAAAGAAAGUAGCUGAAAAAAGCGAGAUAACAGAAAAAAAAAAGAAAGAAAAAAUAAAAAAAUCACAAGCCAAAUAAUAAUACGUGUACCGUACACCUAUAUCGAUAGGGUGGAAUAAAGCUGGGGGAGAGAAAAAGGGAGAGUCCGAAGAGGGAUAUAAAAUGGGCAACAAGCUAUCAUGCAGUUGCGCGCCCUUAAUAAGGAAGGCUUACCGAUACGAGGACUCCCCGUGGCAGGCCGGGGCCAGGGGCGGAGGCGUCGGCAACGUGGGAGGGCGAAGGGGGGACACUGGUCACUUGCUCAGGUGCGGAAGCUUAAGAGAGAGGAAGAGGCUUUGGGCGGAGGUAUUUCACGUGAGUGCGAGCGGAGCUGGUACGGUGAAAUGGCAGCAAGUUUCGGAAGACCUUGUUCCAGUGAAUAUCACCUGCGUACAGGAUUCUCCCGAGUGCAUAUUCCAUAUCACAGCGUACAACAGCCAGGUCGACAAGAUCCUCGACGUCCGGCUCGUUCAACCCGGGACGAGGAUCGGCCAGGCUUCGGAAUGCUUCGUUUACUGGAAGGACACGAUGACCAACGACACUUGGGGACUGAAUUUCACGUCGCCGAUCGACGCCAAACAAUUCAGAGAGUGUUGCUCACCGUCGUUCAAAUUCUCGCGGAAAGCAUCGUCCUCGUAUUCCCUGAAAUUGGAACCGCCGAACAAGCAGAAAAUAAAGACGCGAAGAAAGCCGCUCUCUACACCGGCUUCGCCAAGCCGUUCGAGAGAACCGCAGUGCACGUGCAUGACCCCCGAACAAUUCGCAAGACUUCGAAGCCAGGACCCGCGAUAUCGAGGGAUCUACGGGGCUUCGACGCUACCGAGGACCAUCGGCAGGUCGACGGAGAUGGAAAUGAUACCGGGAAGAGGCGACAAAAUAGGCGCGGCAACGUCCAGCGCAUCUUUGUACGACAACGUGAACAACGCCAACAGCACACCGGGUAAAACACCGAAAUCCGGCGACUCGAUUAAACUGAAAGAAAAGCAACAGCAGAACGAAACCUGCCAGACGACUCCGAAGACUGCAAACGUCGCUACGGGAACAGCGAACGUCGGAUCUCAAAUCGGUAGCCCGGAGGAGAAGUGUUCGUCGGUGUCGCCGAAGAAGGUGGGAAAGCAGAGCCAGGAGACGUCGACUCAGCAGAACGAAACGGAGCGAGAAACUUUAAAAUCGGAAGGUACCCAGGCGGGGGGUACGCUGGCGAAUAAGUCGAUGAGAAAGGAGCAGCUCCAUCAUACGAAAUCGGCCGAUUACACGGAACUGGAGAUGCAGAACGGCAACAUAUUCAACAUUGUCAACAACAACAAUCACGGCGGCUCGAGAAAAUCGAAGAGCAAAAGCACCGACGACAUGAGAAUCGAGAAUGCGCAAAACGGGGGCAUAAGUCUUGAUUCGAACACCCUCAAGCGGAUGCUGAAACCGAUGUCUAGCAUCGACAGUCCCGUGACUUCGCCGGAAAUGACGCGGAAGAGGCACCACCACACCUACCACUACCAUCCCCCCAACAACAACAACCAAAAAUAUUCCAUGUCCGAGACUGAGAACGAGAACUACUCGAAUCCCUACCGAAGUUCGCAUAACAACAAAUUUCAGGCCUCGAGGAGCUCGCACGACGUCGGGAGACAGUACGCCGGAGGCAGAGAGAGGAUGUACUUAGAUUUGGAACAUAAUCGGUGCGCAGGUGACAUGUCGCCGCCGUCGGACAACGUUAUAUUCGACAACCAGUGUUACGCUACGACGCCAAGUUCGUCGAACGGUAAUUCGGACAUGGAGCAGCAGCAGCAGCCGAAUCACUGCAAUUCGAGACGUUGCAUCGGUGCGGGUCAAACAUAUCAGCAGCAAAAUAUGACCUCCGUUUCGACACCCGGGAGUCCGACCAGCAGAUUAUUGUUGGAAUACGAGAUGCACCUGCGUAACACACUGGCGAAGGGCAUGGACGCCGAGAGCUACAGUCUCCACACCUUCGAGGCCCUGCUCACCCAGAGCAUGGAAAAUUUAGAAUUCGCAGAAAAUAUACCGCUGAAUGUACAACGCACACCGCACGUUUCGAGGAGACGACCGAAUUCCAACAAAUCUUCCACGCUGCCGCUUUCGUAUCGUUACUGCAACGAACGACAGAACAGCAAAGAUCGCGACGGAUAUUACAGCGAUCGAAAUGAGAUUAUUCGAGAAAAACGGGAACGGGACGCCGAUCGGGACAGAGGAUACCUCAGCGAUUACAAUUCGCGAUGCGCGUCCUGCAUCGACGAGUCAGCCCGAGCCCAAUGGUUCCGUCACUCGGACGGUUGGCAAUCGGGAAGUUCUACCCUCGGUUCCGGGGCAUCGAAUUCCGGAAAUCAGGGAUAUUCGGGUCACAAAAGGUCGCCGUGGGAUUCCCUGCCAUCACUGAGACACGAGGGUAGCCUGAACGACAGCGGUUACAAAUCGAACCGAACGGAUUCGAUGGAGCAGAGGGGUACUUUCGAUCGACAGGAUAGCGUUAGGUCGGAUUACAUGUCCGAUAGAGAGGGGAGAUACGGAAUCGUUCAACAAGCGUCUCUGGAAAGUACCGAUUCGAGACUUUGCUAUCUUACAUCGUCCGAGAUGUCGGACGACGACCGUAUGUCAUUGACGACGGCGGUGAGCGACGACGACGACGGCGAGAGCGUGAUAAAUUCGCCGUACAGAGGAAAGCAGACCGGUACGGCGGCCGCGUCUUUCAACUGCACGGGUGCCGUCCGAAAAGCAGGAUUUUUGAGCGUCAAGAAAUGGCUCCUCCGCAAAAAGCAUCAGAUCGAAUUGGCCAGAAAACGGGGUUGGAAGGGCUAUUGGGUCUGUCUGAAGGGUACAACGCUACUAUUUUACCCUUGCGAUUCACACGAGAGCAGAUCCGUUGAGGCUGCUCCCAAGCAUCUGAUAAUCGUCGACGGUGCGAUUAUGCAACCCAUACCGGAACACCCGAAAAGAGAUUACAUCUUUUGCCUGAGCACGGCCUUCGGAGACGCUUAUCUCUUCCAGGCACCGUGUCAAGUGGAGUUGGAAAAUUGGGUGAACAGUAUUCACUCGGCGUGUGCGGCGGCGUUCGCACGUCACCGCGGAAAAACCGGCACCCUUCAUUUGCUUCAGGAGGAAAUAUUCCGAUUGGAAAAAGCUAUAGAGUCGGAUCACAAGUUAAAACACAUGGCGGAUUUACAGCAAUCCGUGGUAUCCGACGUGGAGACGAAACAGCAAAUAAACAACCAGAUCGUACAGUGGGAGGAAAAUCUCGAGAGACUGCAUUGCGAACAAUUCAGACUGAGGUGCUACAUGGCCAGUUUGCAAAGCGGGGAAUUACCCAAUCCGAAGAGUCUUCUAACGCACGUAUCCCGGGCGACGAAGCAGACCCUGAACAAACUCGGGGUUUUCACGGUCUCGUCGUUCCACGCUUUCAUAUGCGCCAGAAGUCCCUCGUUGUUGAACAAUUUGUUGGCCGGUCGCGGAGCGACGAAGAGACGACCCCCUUUGCUGUCGAGGUCGAACAGCAGUUCCAGCAAGAGGUCACUGCAGAUAUCGUCGAGGGAUGAGGAGAAAACCGUCAAAGUAUCCGUGCCGGAAAACCAGGUAACAAAUAACCAACUGGUCUCGGUGUUCCUGCGGGACGCGAUGUCCGUCGAAGAAUUCUUGGCCAGCGCGUGCAGCAGAAAGGGUCUCAAUCCGAUGGAGCAUUUCGUGAGGGUGAAAAAACGGCGGGACAUGGAAGACCACAAUUAUUUCGUGCCCCACAGAACGGACCUGAUCGAGACCUACUUGCACACCCACGAGAUCGUCGAGGUGUGCGCGAAAAUUCUCUACCAAGUCGAGCUGCAGCGUAACACGUUGGACCAAAUGUGGGGAUUUUCGGUGGAGGCGGAGCUGAUAGAAAAUUCGGACAGGCAGGACGAAUUGUGCUGUUACGUGAGCAGAGUAGAGGACAAAAGUGUGGCGAUGCAGAACGGCAUAAUAAAAAGCGACGAGAUAAUGGUGAUAAACGGGGCGAUAGUGAGCGACUUGGACAUGAUGUACCUGGAGAGCGUUCUGCAAGAAGAAUUGGCCCUCUGCAUGAUGAUGCGAUCCUCGAGAACCGAGCCACCGGAUUUAUCCGGUAUAAUCCGAGUCACCGACGACAUCAUCGAGAGUCUGGUCUGUCCCCCGCCUCCCUCCGAUCCCCCGGUCAUCAGCGAGGAGAUGAUAUCCGGUCUGAUUGUUCCGGCGCCGGGAUGGAGCAAGGAAGGGAUGCUGCAGGAAUGCCCGUCGGUAUCGCACAUGGAGAACGGAAAGCAAACGUCGCGAACGAAUUCUUUCGAGAUAGAAAAUUUACUGAAAACCGCCGAACAAGUUACCGGGUUCUGCCGAUCGCCCGGAGAAACCAGAAAAUCAAGCCCCACCGGAAGCGUUGUUAGCUCACAUUCACAGGCGCUUACACCCAGCCGGCAACUCAGCGAUGCUGAAAAACUGAAAAAAGUCAUUUUGGAAUUGAUAGAUACCGAACGGACUUAUGUAAAGAAUUUAAAUAAUUUGCUGGAAAACUAUCUAGAGCCCCUGAAGCGAGAAACAUUUUUAUCGAACGCAGAAAUAAACGCCUUGUUCGGAAACAUACAAGAAAUUGUUACCUUCCAAAGGCAAUUUUUGCAAAAUUUGGAUCACGCAAUCGAAAUGGAAUCGGAUUUCAAUAAUUUCGAUCACCCGAGUCAAUUCAAGGGGGUCCUGUUUUCCAUCGGAAGUGCCUUUUUGUAUUAUGUAAACCACUUCAAAUUAUACAGUUCAUUUUGCGCUAGUCACUCGAAGGCUCAGAAAGUUUUACAUCCCAACGAAGGCAAUCAAGCGCUGCAGGAAUUUUUAUCGGCGAGAAAUCCUCGCCAGCAACAUUCGUCGACCCUCGAAUCUUACCUGAUAAAACCGAUUCAGCGAAUCUUAAAAUAUCCUCUUCUGCUACAGCAGCUCAGAAAUCUCACCGACGAGCACAGCGAGGAGCACGAGCACUUGAUCGAGGCUCUGAAGGGGAUGGAAAAGGUAGCUGAGCACAUAAACGAAAUGCAACGAAUUCACGAAGAGUACGGAGCAAUUUUUGAUCACCUUUUCAGACAGCAUCAAAAAUCGUGCAAACAGCCGAUCGAUUUGAGCCCCGGCGAUCUUCUUUACUACGGCGGCGUCGAAUGGUUGAACAUUUCAGAUUUUUUGGGAAAAAUAAAAAAAGGAUUGGAGCUGCACGCUAUGUGCUUCGUGUUCAAAUCCGCUGUCGUAUUCCUCUGCAAGGAGAGACUCAGACAGAAGAAAAAAUUGAUGGGUGUUUCAACGAAGGCCAAUUCUAGCGAGGUAGAGAUAAUAAGAUAUCAAGUUUUGAUACCUGUAACCGAAGUCCAGGUCCGCGCGAGCUCCGCCAAGGACAUGGAGUCCCAUUUCCUGUGGGAAUUGAUCCACCUGAGGAGCCAGUUGCAGCGACGAUCUGAAAAAGUUUACGUCUUGUCAAACAGCACGACGGACUUCCGUAACGCGUUCCUGAAAACGAUUCGUCAGAUAAUUCGCGAAUCCGUUAGGAACAUGAGCAUACCGUCUACUAAGCAGAACAUGUCUCAACCGUCGAUGUCGAUAUCGCCCCGGAUGUCCACCGGCCACGUGGAAAAGUACGAGAAACCGACGAGUCAAGGUCAAUCGCAAAACGGCAACGGUACGGUGUCGAAGAAAAGCGUUAAACAGCAAUUGCUCGCUAAUCAGCACAACGUGAAACGGAAGUACAGCCAAUCGAAGCACAGCGUCGACCACGAAAGUUCGGAGGACAAAGACUUCGAAGAGGCUCAAACGACAACGUCGUCCGCCGCAUCGACAACAACGAUAACAACGUCGUCCGCAUCGACAACCUCCACGAAUCCCACAACCUUUCGAUCGAGGAGCAAAACCAUCAGCGACAGCUCCGGAGUAGCGGGUACUGUUUUAAUUACAGGUGAGAUAAAGGUAGACAUGGAGUCGGGUACAAAGUCAGAAGGCGAAGAGGACUCGCAGGCUUUUUUAGGCGAGAAAAAAACGACUCUAGGGCGAACGCCGAAUCAUUUGACAUUGAGUACGACAUCCACAAUAUCCGCCGGAAGCACCGGUAGUCAAGCGCGUCUCAUACAGUCCUCUCAUCAGCCCGAGAACUACCAGCCGAUUACCGUCAAAGAACUCGGUUCGCCGAUUUGGAAGCCGAGAGAGCUGCCGUCGAUGGGUGAAGCGACAACUUUGCCGCGGAAGGGUAAGUCGGCUGGGGAGUUCGCGGACAUGUCAUCUGCUCACAGCGCAUCCCGUAAAUCUCUCAUAGAAAUUAAUAAUUGUGCUCAACAAUCUAACUUUAAUAAUCACGUAUAAGUUAAAAAUUAAAUUAAACAAAAACCGAGGGAGAAAAAUAAGAGAAAAAAAAAAAAAAACUUUUACAUUAUAUUCAUCAUUAACGUCAUUAUUGUUACUGUUAAUUAUUAUUGAUAUUAUUUUUUAUCAACGAUUAUCCAUUACUUGACACACGACACACAUAUUAUACAUACCACACACGCAGCAGACACGUAACAUAUGUAACGUCGAAUAUUAACGUUUAUCAUAUACUAUAUAUUAUAUAAUAUAUAUAGAUAUAUAUAUACAUAUAUACAUAUAUACAUAUAUUAUAUAUAAAUAGCGCAUAAUUAAACCGGAAUAAAUUUUACGACGAUUAAUUAUUCAAAUUAGGUAUAAAUUAUGAAAACAAAGCAGAAAAAAAAAAAAAAAUUUAUUAACGAAUAUUUAUUAUUAUGUUUGCUGUCCGAGAAAAUAUUUAUAUAGUAUCAUACCUACUUAAUAUCUCACUACGUCUGUGACUACGUUCACGCUUGAUAAUUAUUUUGAAAAUAUUUUACCUCUUCUUUUCUUUAUCGAUUCGAAUUUUGUUUAAUAUCUUAGCUACACAUAUUAUCCAAAAAUAUAUGAUAUAUACAUACAUAACUCAAUUUAAUUUAAUUGAUUAAUAAAUGACGGUGUCUCAUGAAUAAUGAAAUCGGAUGAGAAAAAAAAAAGACAAGAGAAAACUUGUAAUAACGACGACGAUAACCUUUGAUUAAAUUAUUAUCAAAUAUUAUAAUACGAUGCAGUUGCGCGCAACGAGUUUACGGGUUUUCUUAUAAUAUACAUAUUACAUACAUACAUAGGAUAUUUAUGAGAAAUAAUAAUAAUACAGGGUCCUAAUACUUGUUAGUUGAAAGAGAGAGAAAAAAAAAUCUAAAAAGAUAAAAAAAAGAUUAAAUUAAUAGAGAAAUAGGCAUCGCAAUUGAUAUGUGUUAAAAGAGAACAAUUUGAAGGAAAUAAAGGAAGAAAAAAACUGUAGCACUCUUUUUGUUUCAUAAUAAUUAUAAAUGAUUAAAAAAUAAUAAUAAUUAUAAUGAAAAGGAUUAAAAUUAUGAUGAACGGUUUGUAGAACCAAAUCCACUCUCUUCCGCGUAUACAUUGAUAUUGAUAUAUAGAUAUAUGACAGAUAUUUCAUAUAUUAUUAAUUAUUAAUCGUUAAUUAAUUGAAAUUAUAACAUAUGUUGUUUGAAAAAAAAUACGUGAUCUCGUUUAUUAUUAAUGAUUUGAAGGUAUGAAAAACCGUACAUCGAGAAAUCCAGACUUCUCUGCAGCAGACAAGAAUUGUAAAACAAAAGAGAACCAAAUUUUCAAAAUCGUCAGCGUGAAAUUGUAAAAAUCAAAUAAGGUAUACCUGUAUCAGUAUACCGAUUAUUUUCCAAUUUUAUUUUCAACGAUUCAUUGAAAUACAAUACAUAUAUACAUAUUAUAUAAUAUAUAUAUGUAUAGGCGUGAACGUAUCGCGUAUAUGUUGUUACCUGUAUUUAAAAAAUAUGAUAUAUUACAUAUGCAAUACCUGUGCAAUGUAUAAUAUAAUAUUUAUACAAAAUUCUUCUUUUCUCGGUCAGCAAGUGCAAAGAAAAAAAAAAAAAGAACUUUAACGAAAUUGAAGAUGCAAGAAAAAGAAAAAAAAUAUUAAAAAAAAGAAAAAGAACGACAAGUUAAAUUUACAAAACAAUUUAAUCAACCUCUGUAUAUAUAAAUAUAUUAUAUACUAUAUCUAUAGACUACUUAAUGUAAUAAAUAAUUAGGAUAUUAUUACAAAAUCAAUAAGAGAACGCGAGUAGGAUAAUAUAAAAAAGCAGCGACUUAGACGAAUUAAAGAUGAAAAAAAUGACAAAAAACCAAAAAAAAAAAAACAACUAUGUAAUUGAAAUCAACGUGAAAGAAUAUUAAAUAACGAUAUUAAAAAAAAAAUACAUAUACAUAUAUACAUAUAUAUAUACAGUAUAUAUAAGAUGAAAUAAUUUGAAGCAAAUAAUCGCGAGAAAAAAAAAACUGAAAAAUCAAUUACACAUAAAGUAUAUAAAAUGGUACAUAAUUAUAUAGACGAAAGGAGACAAAGAGAAAAGAGAGAGAGAAAAAACCAAAAAAAAAGUUAUGAAAUAAUUAAAUUACAACACAUUGCAUACAAUUUCAGUAAGAGAAAUUAUCGUCAUAAUUUGUGUUGAAAAUGAUUUAUCAUUAUUAUAUGGGUUGUUUAAAUUCGAAAUUAAGUAAACGUGAGAAAAAAUAUGGGAGAAGAAGGAAUGAAAAAUUAAAAACUAAUAAACAAAAAAAGAAAACGAUGAAAAAACCUGAAUUUAUAAAACGUGAACUAUCUACACGCCGUGCCUUGCGUUAAGAUUGAACAAUUUCAACGUAUAGCUAAUUUUUAUUUUUAACAUUACUUAAGGUACGAGAUGAAUUUAAGGGAGAGAAAAAAAAAUUGAAAAAAAAAAAAAAUGCAAAAGAAAAAGAGCAAAAAAAAGAACCAAGAAAAACGAAAGGGUUUAAACUUAGCCAAGGCGCAAUAUAUUACGUAUUAUCAUUGUCAUUACCGUUGUUGUUAUCAUUAAUUACCACCAUUAUUAUUAUUGUCAUUAUUAAUAUCAUUGUUUCUGUUAUUACUGUUGUUAAAAUUGGGCCAAAACUGAUAAAUUAUUAUCGUAUAGGUAUACUAUGCAAAUGUAUAAAAUAAUGUACGCGCGGUGUAUUCGCUCACUUGGGAAAAACAUAUGAUUCGUGAAUGUAGUAAUAUGAAUAUUAUAUGAUAUGUAUUAUAUUAUUUAAUGUCUAUUAUAAAUACAUAUAUAUAUAUACAAAUACUUGCAUAGAUUUUUUUUUAUCGCGUAGUAACCGGGCGUACAUAAAUCUAGGUAAACGUGUACACCAGAUACCGGUGCACAAUUGGAGAAUACGAGCGAUUUUGACGGGACGAAAAAUCGAAUGAAAAGAAUUUCGAAAUCGUAAAUACAUAUACACAUAUACAUAUAUAUAUAUAUGUAUUCAUACGAUCUGUAAUUAUUGUUAUUCCGAUUAUUUAAUAAUGUUUAAAUUCUUGUUGAGUUUUUCUAAUAUCAUUAGCACGAUGCUGAUGCGGUGGAUGAUUUACCCUUGACUGUAAUAUUGAUUGACAGUAAAUAAUAUAUACCAAUAUAUAUGUAUAUAUAAUAUAUGUAUAUACCUCACGGUAUAUCGGGGGAUAAAUACCUAAUUCAUGUAAAUUAGACAACAGAAAGUAUCCGUAUAUAGAAAGAAGAAGAAAAAAGGUGAAAAAAAACCCAAAAAAAUUGAAAGGAAUAAAACUACAUUAAUGAUAAAAUAAUAUACAAUAAAAUAAAGAAAAUUAUAUAUAUAUAAUAUUAAUUAUAUAUAUAUAUAUAUAUACAUAUGUAUGAUGUAUGAUAUAUAUCGCGGUUGGGUUUUAUGAUAUUAUAUGUAUGUUAUAUAUAUAAUGUAUAUAUUAUAUAUCGAUACAUAUUCAACCACGCACGAUCAUAAUUGAAUAAUUAAUUAAUUAUUAUGUUAUAUAGAUACAUAUAUAAAUGGAUAUAUGAUAAUUAAUGUAAUAAUUAAUUUAACGCAUAAACGCUCAAAGGAUAUAUACGUAUAUACAUAUAGAUAUAUUAUAUAUAUAUUAUGUAUAACUGCGAUCAUUUUCGAAUCGAUCGGUUAUUUACAAUCUACACAGAUAAACAUAUUAAUUAAUAAUCCGAAAUAACGAUGAUUUUGUACUAGGUAUUGUAUCAAACAUGCAUUACUAUACUUUAUCAAUGAGAAUAUUAAUUGAAUGACAUUUCAAAAUUAAUUUGAAUAUUUAAUUUUCAUUUUAUUCCUCAUAUAUUACGAUAGGGUGAUAUGAAAUAUGAUAAACGACACGCAUUCAUUUCUGCUUCGACAAAACUCUUCGAUCAUUAAUUUUUUCUGUUAAUUGAUCAAUUAAUUGGAUAUUAGUUUUUCCAUUAAUUGCAUAGACUAUUUUUUUGAUCACAUAAUGACAUCGAUCAGAUACAUGUAUCUCAAGUAUUUCUUGUUGUCAUUUUUUUUUAGACAUUUUUCUUCUCCUCUCAGCAGCUUGAAUAAUUGAACGUGUAAAUUUUGAACAAAUUAAUAAUUUCAUCAGCGCGUGUCGUUUUCAAUUAAUACAUAUAUAUAAGAAAUAAAAAGAUGAUUAUAAUGACUAUUACAAUAAAGAGAUGUAACUGAGACGAAAGUUUGGUUUUUCAUAUGAUUUUCUUACGCACGUACGUAUACAUAUAUUCCUUGAUCUUAUCAAAUUUUUGACUCACUGCAAUAAAAUUGAAAAAUAGACCAAUUAAGAGCUUUUUCUUUAUCGCAAAUUAAUUAUCUCUUUUCGUAGUCAUUUUCUUUUUUAGCAGAGUAGAUAAAAAAUGGAAACAAUCAAAUAAAAACCAAAAAAAAAACAUGGGGAUCAAGGUAUACAUAUAAUAUGUAAAAGGAAGAGCUCGUGAAUUAACGAAAAAUUGAUCGAGAAGAAAAAAAAAAAUCAAAAAUCAAAGAGAUGGUAAUGAAAAAAAAAAUCGAAUAGAGUGAGUUUCGUGCGUGGUUAAAAAUUGAGGGAGAAGAUUUCUUAUAUAUAAUAUAUAUAUAUUAUAUUACAUGAUAUGCAUAGCCUUCCAUAGUGAAUAAUUGAAUAGAUAAUCAUAAAUCGGAAGAGAAAAGUAAAUGAAAUUAGUUAAUGAAUAAAUGAUUGAAUAUAAAAUGAAUAAAUAAAAGUUCCGAUGAUCAAACGACACGAUUAUAUGUAUAACACGUAUAAGUAUAAUGAUGAAUAUUAUAGGUAUACAUAGGUCUGUAAGGUCGUUUAAAUGUAAUAUUGAUGGAUGACAUGUUACUUAACAAUAAUAAUAAAUGACGAGAUAUAAUAUACGUACACGUUAGGGUGAUUUUUUUUUUCUUUUUUCUUUAAUCCCCACCUGAAAUUUCGUUCAAUAUGUCGAAAUAGAAGUUCCCUGAAAGUUUCAGCCCUUAAUAUCGAUUCAUAGAAAUUUUAUAUCACAAGUAAGUUAAAGCUCAAUAUCUCAAGAAAUCUUGAUCAGAGAAAUUAGGUCUGGAGGACCUUUUUUGUAGGUAACUAAAUUUCCAACAAAAUUUCCUCAUACAUUCUCUCGGUCAAUUUGACCCAUUCGGAGAUAACAGCGAAAAAACGAGAACUGCCCAAAUGUUAUAGAACUUUGAAGAAAAAAACUUGAUUCACGUGCUUUUCAACUGGUAAAUCUCUCCACUUUCGGGGAAAAUAUUUGAAAUCAUUCAUAAGGUCUGAAACUUUCAGAGAAUUUCCUUUUCCGACAUAUUUAACAAAAGUUCAGGUGGUAAUCGAAAAAAGAAAUCGUCGAAACCAAAAAUCACCCUAAUACACGUACAUACACGAAUGACGUAUAUAUUAUAUCAUUGGGUAUUUCGCAAGCAUCUUAUAUCACAGAAAAGAAAAUUGAAAUAAGAUUCAAAAAAAUUAUAUAAACAUUAAUUUUAGUUGCUCGGAACUUUUUUUCCGUCAAAUGAUCAACUUAUUACUAUCGUCGUUAUAAUAUUAUCGACGCAUAACGAAUCCAUUCGAUAUCUUUUCAAUACUUGGAAUCAUGAACUUUCAAACUUUCCUUUUCUUCUUUUUUCGUUCCAAUUCAUAGAUAAUGAUUGUUGAUCGAGAGAGUACGGGUAUUAACUAUUUCUGUGAUUACUAUCUGAUGUCAUUUCUAGCACUGUUAAUCAUUUUUAUUCUCUCUUAUCUUCUACGGUUUUUGUGCUCAUCGGUUUGAUGAAUUUCGCAUUUUUUUUUUAUACUCAUUUCCGAAAACCGUCGCGAAAAUUUUUCUGAUCACAGAUAUAAAGACUUUUCAGAUAACAUAGCUGUAUGAAAAAAAAUCAUUCUUUCUACUUUCAUUCGUCUCCGUUUUCUUUUUACAAAAAUUUUUAGAAAAAUCUCUCGAUCAUCGAUACCAAAAAUACCGAACUCAUACUCAAUGUCAUUUUAUACAGUUGGCCUAUACAUAAUAAUAACAACAAUAAUAAUAACAAUAACAAUAACAACAAUAAUAAUAAUAAUAUUAAAUGAAUUUUCGCAUUAAUGAUGUAAAUAUUUUUUGAUGUCGAAAAUUUUUUUUUUCCCCCCCUUCAACAUUUUCAAUUUUCUUUUCUUCUACUGUAAUAUUUUGGAAACGAUGUAUACAGUUAUAUUAUUACUUAUAUACUGCAGUGAGAAAAUUAUUAUUUUGAGAUCCGCGUGCGGGAGAAUGAGAAAAAAAGUAAGAUAAAA